Python bivittatus (Burmese python) is the source of this 1179-nucleotide messenger RNA. The record is from RefSeq and is a predicted model, not a curated record. Lineage: Eukaryota; Metazoa; Chordata; Lepidosauria; Squamata; Pythonidae.
UGGCAGAGCCGCCUGCCAGAAGCGAGCUGCUCGCCUGAGUGUGCGUGUGAGCGCGCUGGCGUGGCGAGCGGCAGAAAGAAGCCGCCGCGCUACGUUAAUCUCGCCGCUAGAUUUAUUUACUUCGUGCGCUCCCUCCUUCCUUUCUCUUCCUGUUCGGCGCUUUCCUCUUCCUUGGUCAGGUCCACUCCCUCCCUCAGCGGAUAAGGGUGACUGCUCUGCCUCUUUCGUCCGCGUCUGGCUUGAGCAACCCCUUUCCCCUCGCGGCUGCCUUCCCAACCUGUGCCCAGACCGAGGAGGAUAAUGGUUGGAUGAAGGCAAAGCAGAGGGGGAAAGCAGAUACUUCGAGGCGCCCUUCCCUUGUUUCCCCCUCCCUUUGCAGCGGGACCCCUCGCUCUGCCCGCCUGCUUCUUCCCUUUCUCCGCUCGUCUGGAUGAGGUGUGUGGUCGGGCGGGAGUAGGAGCCACGGCAAGAGGGGGGUGGAGAGGGGGAGGAGGAGGAGGAGGAGGAGGGGGAGGAAGAAGAAAAGGGUGCGCCGCCGGAGAGACCAUGAGGAAAUUUAACAUCAGAAAGGUGUUGGACGGCCUGGCGGGCUCGUCGUCCUCCUCUUCGGCUUCCUCCUCCUCGCAGCAGCAGCUGUCUGCAACCCGGGAGAACGACAUCCAGGAGACCCUCCAGUCUGAGCACUUCCAGCUCUGCAAGACUGUACGCCAUGGUUUCCCCUAUCAACCUUCAGCCUUGGCUUUUGAUCCUGUUCAGAAGAUACUUGCCAUUGGGACUCAAACUGGCGCUUUAAGGCUGUUUGGUCGGCCUGGAGUUGAAUGCUACUGCCAACAUGAUAGUGGUGCUGCAGUAAUCCAGCUUCAGUUUUUGAUCAAUGAGGGUGCCCUUGUGAGUGCCUUGGCUGAUGAUACCUUACACUUAUGGAACUUGCGUCAGAAGAGACCAGCUAUAUUGCAUUCCCUGAAAUUCAACAGAGAAAGGAUAACAUUUUGCCAUCUGCCUUUCCAGAGUAAAUGGCUGUAUGUGGGCACCGAAAGAGGAAAUAUACACAUUGUCAAUGUGGAGUCCUUCACUCUCUCAGGCUAUGUCAUCAUGUGGAAUAAAGCCAUUGAACUGUCAUCCAAGUCUCAUCCUGGACCUGUUGUCCAUAUUAGUGACAAUCCAAUGGAUGAAGGCAAG